CGCCGAGGAGCCCGACGACGCACCGUGGCACUGGCACGCCCUUUGGUUGACAUGCGUAUGUACCUAUGAGCCUGACCGCAAGAACACACCGUAGGGUAACGACGUGUAGGGGGAGGAUGGCGGCCAUGGAUUGAUCGAUGAAGCUUGCCCCCCGGGUAGAACUGGAAUCCCUUACGCAUAUGCCAUGGUCCGUGGGCUCCACCUCCCCGGGCAAGAAAAAGAGUCAUCCGCGGAGAGUCAUAGCUAGUUAGCUUGUUGUGGAGGGGACGUGGGGGAUACUUAACUAGGUGCCCUCUCCCCGUCUGCUUCUGCUUCUUCUUCUCCUUCUUCUCACACUCCCCAGUUCUUCCCCCGACCCACCCGUGUUUCUCUUUCGGUGUGCCGUUCUGUUGGCUUUCUUUCAUUUUCCCUUCUCUUUUAGGGAAUCCCAUAGACGACGACGGAUACUAAGACCAGUUGAGUUCAAUUUAACGACAACAACACCAACAUGUCGCCCGUACCAACCACCACGUCCGGCCUGACGGAGCAGGGCGUGCAAACCACGCUCAACGAGACGGCGCCCUCGCAGGCCAAUGGCACCACCAACGGCACCACCACGCUGGCCGAGCUCGACGCCUCGCAGCUCAAGACGACGCGCACGCCGACGCCGCGCCCCGUGCCCGCGCCCAACUCGCCCGAGGUCUACGCCCAGAGAACCUGCACCGACCACAUGAUCACGGCGUCGUGGACGGCGGCUCAGGGGUGGGCGGCGCCCGAGCUGAAGCCCUACGGCCCGCUGAGCCUCAUGCCCACGGCCAGCUGCCUGCACUACGCCACCGAGUGCUUCGAGGGCCUGAAGCUGUACCGGGGCGUCGACGGGCGGCUGCGGCUGUUCCGACCCACGCGCAACUGCGCGCGCAUGUGCACCUCGGCCGCGCGCAUCUCGCUGCCGGGCUUUGCGCCCGAGGAGCUCGCAAAGCUGAUUGCGCGCCUGGCCGCUGUCGACGGGCCCCGCUGGCUGCCCAAGGACCGUUCCGGCCAGUUCUUGUACGUCCGCCCCACGCUCAUUGCCAAUGAUCAGACCCUCGGCGUCCAGAAGCCAAAGGAGGCCCUGCUCUUCGUCAUCUUCGCCCUCUUCCCCAACAUGGACGUCAGCAUCCCCGCCGCGCUCCCCAACGGCACCACCACCGACGGGACGGCGGCGCGGCCGGGCCUCAAGCUCCUCGCCAGCCGCGACGACAUGGUGCGCGCGUGGCCCGGCGGCUUCGGCUACGCCAAGGUAGGCGCCAACUACGGCCCGUCGCUGCUGGCGCAGGGCGAGGCGCGGGCCGCGGGCUUCGACCAGAUCCUGUGGCUGUUCGGGCAGGACAGCGCGGUGACGGAGGCGGGCGCGAGCAACUUCUUCGUCGUGUGGCGGACGGCGGAGUCCGGGCGCCUGCAGCUCGUCACGGCGCCCCUCGACGACCGCAUCAUCCUCGACGGCGUCACGCGCCGCAGCGUCAUCGAGCUGGCCCAGCAGCGCCUCGCCAACGGCUACAAGGCCGCUGAUGGCGACGAGGAGCUGCUCGAGCCCAUUGACGUCGUCGAGCGCAGGUUCACCAUGCUGGACGUGCUGGCUGCGGCCGAGGAGGGCCGCCUCGUCGAGGCUUUCGCUGCUGGCACCGCCUUCUUCAUCGCUCCCGUCGGCUUGGUGCAUUUCCGUGGCCGCGACCUCGAUAUCCCGCUCGCGAAGGGCGAGUCGGGUCCCUAUGCGCGCGUCAUCAAGGGCUGGUUGAAGGCGAUCAUGUACGGCGAGGAGCAGCACGAGUGGGGUGUUGUGGUUGAGGAGGACGAGUAGGCGUGAUGUGAGAUGAGACGUGUGUUGUCGUCGUUUGAGGGCCGCGAACCUGGAACGCGCAAAGCCAAUCGGAAUGUUUAGACGGACGGGUUUCUACUUUCUAGUAGGGAGGGGGAGGCGUCGCGGCGAAUGAAUCAACGUUUAACUAAUGGAAAGAUGUAGAUAGAUACGGAUCUAUAUGUACGAAUGGAUGGAAAUAGAACAAUUGGCUUCUCGAAAAAUUGAGCCUACCUACCUA
This is a messenger RNA of Aplosporella prunicola CBS 121167, 2054 nucleotides long. RefSeq lists its product as uncharacterized. The transcript has a single exon. Gene Ontology annotation, biological process: L-leucine biosynthetic process; L-valine biosynthetic process. The record is from RefSeq and is a predicted model, not a curated record. Lineage: Eukaryota; Fungi; Ascomycota; Dothideomycetes; Botryosphaeriales; Aplosporellaceae. Gene Ontology annotation, cellular component: mitochondrion. Gene Ontology annotation, molecular function: branched-chain-amino-acid:2-oxoglutarate transaminase activity. The coding region runs from base 488 to 1816 and encodes 442 amino acids.